UACUUUCUUCAAAUUAAAAAGCUAGUCAGCUUAUUUAUGAUUGUUAACAAUGCACUCUGGUCAACUUUUUAAUGUGUGAUAUAUUUUUUACCUUGGUCAACUUUUGAAUCAUUGUCAUAUUUUAAUCUUGUCCUAGUAUGACAUUGGUCAUCUUUUUAAUCGCCAUCUUUUGUCAUCGUUUUAUUCUUUGUCAACGUUUUCUCGUUUUCAUCGCUUUGCCGUAGUCAACUUUUGGACGUAGUCAACUUUUUUGACGUCAGCAGCUUAAUCAGCGUUUGUCAUCGUUGCGGCAGCAGAUCAGCUCUCCCACGUAAUUUCUCGAGAAAUUACUUUUUCUAGUUUAAAGACUUGAUUUUCUGACUUUCCUGGUUGAACUUUUUCUUGCCUUUGAUCCAUAAAAGCAGCUUCAAUUAAACCUAAUGUAGUUACCAUGGAGAUACAUUCUCUGUUGCCUGUUUUAUAAUUAUGUACGUAUCCAGGAUUCAUUUACACCAGACUCCAUUUCAUCAUAUUGAAAUUUUUAAACAUAUUUAAACUAUUCGUGUCCAGAGCAGAGGAAAGUCACUGUAUUCUGUACUGUUAUUUAAUUCCCCGUGUUCCUAUUUGAGCAUUUAUAUGAUCUAUCCACCGUUUUUACUUUUAAAAUAUAACAUAGAUAAAUAUAAAAACAUAAAUAUUAUAUAUUAAAGUGAAGGGAAGGGAGCAACGUAAUCCCGCCAGUUGGCGUCCAGUUUCCAUAGCAACGAAUCAGCUCGUCGCCGGAGGACACACACAAACACCCGGAGGUGAUUUGAGCUAAAUAACUAAAGCUACGAGUUGAAUUGCAGUAAGUACCAACUCGAGUCUGACAGACGCGGGACGAUGACAUCACGACGGCUGGGCGUGGUCAGGGAAUCCAUGUUGACCAAUCCGCUCCACAUCAAGGCAUCUCUGGGUCAGACCCAGUCCAGGGGUCUGUCAUUUCCUGGUCCAGAUUUCACAUUCGGAAUCAGCAGCAAGUCCAUCAGAGAUGGGGGUGUGGCUGAAGUUUUGUCCAGCUGGAGGGUCCAGCCCAGACACACAGACUCUGCACUUCAAAUGUCAGUCACGCGGGACUUUGUGUCUCUGAACCGGGACGCGGUAAAGUCUGGUCUGGUGACCCCUAAAGAGUUGAGUCAGUACCGAGCCCAGAGGGCUGGGGUGACCAGGACCAAGGUGCUGGCCCCCAGAAGAGAACAGGGUUCACGGGCCCCGGUAGUGCCUGACAUCACAUUUGGAGUGAGAACCAGGGCCUCGUCUCCUCUCAAAGACCUGCUCUCCCAUCAGUACAGUCGGCGCUGGUUCGAUGAGCAGAUGAGCAAGAGUCGGACUGUGGACCAGAGCCAGCUGCACAUUAUCAGAGCGGGCUGCAUCCCUGACACUAGAACCAGUCUGCUGAGGAGGGGCAGAACCCUUCCUGUCACACAGACGCCAUUUAAGCUGCCUCACUUUUCUCAGGUUCUUCCUGCUCUUGACACCUUCAGGACCCAGGAGGCAAGGUUGCGGGCAUUCCGAGCCCAUCAGUCCAAAUCUGGGUUCGUCAAAGAAGAUGUGGAUUCAGGCUUACAGACAGAAUCUAACACUUCAACACUGGUGCAAAUAAAAUGAAGCAUUGAUCUGUGUUA
Molecule: messenger RNA, 1643 nt
Organism: Betta splendens (Siamese fighting fish)
Lineage: Eukaryota; Metazoa; Chordata; Actinopteri; Anabantiformes; Osphronemidae
Gene: cfap77
Product: cilia and flagella associated protein 77
Exons: 7
Coding region: 862-1626 (254 amino acids)
Source: RefSeq, a predicted model, not a curated record